Messenger RNA from Aureobasidium vineae, 1815 nucleotides. Lineage: Eukaryota; Fungi; Ascomycota; Dothideomycetes; Dothideales; Saccotheciaceae. The record is from the annotation of a GenBank genome assembly.
AUGGCUCCUUCAGUAUUUACGGCGACUAUCGUUUCAGCCCUUGCUGCCCUUUCUGUCGUGCAAGCGAAAACUCCGUCCUACGACUUUAUCGUUGUUGGAGGCGGUACUGCCGGUCUUGCCGUCGCCAGUCGCUUGAGUCAAUAUCUGCCCAACAACACAGUUCUGGUCAUUGAAGCCGGUCCCGAUGGCCGCAAUGUAUCUGGUAUCUACGUCCCGGGUAUGAAGGGCAGCACACUUGGUGGAAUCUACGACUACAAUUUCACCACCGUUGCGCAACCUUCAGCUGGUGACCGCACUUGGGCGCAAAAUCGAGGAAAGGUGCUGGGUGGAAGCUCUGCCCUGAACUUAAUGUGCUGGGACCGCGCCUCAGUGGCUGAGUACGAUGCUUGGGAGCAUCUCGGAAACCCCGGAUGGAACUGGGACAGCAUGAUCACAAGUAUGCUCAAGGUCGAGAACUACACCCAGAGUGUGUAUCCCGGACAAGAGAUCGAUCAGGGUGUUGGAGUUGAUGGCCCUAUUCAUGCCACAAUUAACAGGAUCCAACCCAAAGAUCAAGACACAUGGAUCCCGACAAUGAAAAAUCUUGGGUUCCCAGAGAACAUGGAAUCUCUCGAUGGCAAUCCUCUCGGUGUCUCGAUCCAGCCCAACAACAUUGACACUGCCAAGUACACGCGCUCGUACAGCCCCGAAUACCUGAAGAUCGCUGGGGACAACCUUCACGUCAUGACUGAGGCUCAAGUGGUCAAGAUCAAUACCGAGAAGAAACAUGGUCAGGUAGUUGCCACUGGCGUCACGCUCAAGAACAACAUCAAAAUCAAUGCUCGCAAGGAGGUCAUCUUGAGCGCCGGCUCUUUCCUGUCCCCCGCUCUGCUCGAACUUUCUGGUAUUGGUAACUCGUCAAUCAUCACUGCUGCUGGUAUCAAGCCCGUUCUUGACCUCCCUACUGUGGGUGAGAACCUGCAAGAUCACAUUCGCAUUCAAAACAGCUUCAAACUGAAGAAUAUGUCGUCCUUCGAUGAACUCAAGUAUAACGCAACCUUCAAGGCCGAACAACUUGCCCUCUACAAUGCAAACAAUGUGUCCAGCUACGACUAUGCCGCCUCUGGAUUUGCUUACCUGACUUGGCCACAAGCACUGGGCAACGAGUCUGCCGCCGCACUGAUCAACACCGCUCUCAAAGCCACCAACGCCAAAGCCUCCAUCAUCGAUAAGACCAAGCUAGACUUCAUGACCGGAAAAAAGAGCCAUACUAUCCCUCAACUCGAGAUUAUCUUCUCUGACGGCUACACCGGUGUUGGCGGCUACNCCCUGCCAACUCCCUCAGCAUACGGCUCCAACUACUUUACUCUGCUCAGCGUCAUCAUGCACACACUUUCUCGUGGUAAUGUACACAUCAAUGUCUCCGACCCCCUCGGUAAACCCAUCAUCGACCCCCGAUACCUCAGUAACCCCUACGACCUCUCCGCCGCCAUCGCCGCCACAAAACUAAACCGCAAGAUCGCGUCCACGGCACCCAUGCGCGACAUCAUUGCCUCUGAAUACGAGCCUGAUUCUGCCAUCCAAACCGAUCAGCAAUGGAGAGAUUUUGCGCUAAACCAUACAUUGACCAUUUACCAUCCUCUGGGCACUUGUGCCAUGCUUCCCGAAAAGGAGGGUGGUGUUGUUAGCCCUGAGUUGAAGGUUUGGGGUACACAGAAUAUUAGGGUUGUGGAUGCUAGUGUUAUUCCUGUACAGUUGUCUGCGCAUAUACAGACGGCGAUUUAUGGGAUUGCGGAGAGGGCUGCUGAGAUGAUCGCUGCCGAGUGGUCAGGUUGA